Solanum lycopersicum (tomato) is the source of this 1806-nucleotide messenger RNA. Its product is annotated as CPT-binding protein. The record is from RefSeq and is a predicted model, not a curated record. Gene Ontology annotation, cellular component: dehydrodolichyl diphosphate synthase complex; endoplasmic reticulum membrane. Lineage: Eukaryota; Viridiplantae; Streptophyta; Magnoliopsida; Solanales; Solanaceae. Gene Ontology annotation, molecular function: ditrans,polycis-polyprenyl diphosphate synthase [(2E,6E)-farnesyl diphosphate specific] activity.
GUUCUGAACUACUGCCUAGUACCUACUGCUAGGAGUUAAAUGGUAUUGAUUGUUGGUCCUGGCCUCUACUGCCUGCUGGCUGCUACUACAUUCAAUUUAAAUGUAUUGUUUUAUGUUGAGUUAAGUGUUUUCAUAAUUUUGUUCGAACAACCUUUCUACGUGCUUAGAUGUUUUGAUAAUUUUGUUCAACACUACCCGGUAAUGUUUACAUACACUCUAUCUCUACCAAAUCUAACUUGUGGGAUUAUUUUGUUGUUGUUGUAAAUUAAUACGAAGUAGUAGUAUUUUUUAUAGAAAGAUGGAAAACUAAUACAGGACGGAGCAUUGAUUCAAAAUCUGAAAAAUUAAACACAAAUUAAGGUGCUAACAUCUAAUAUUUACUUAAAUAAAUAAUUUUAUCUAUGUAUAAAUAGUAAUAUUUUCCGCCAAAAAGAGUUCGGACGAAGCCCUAACAAAAGGCUGGCUCCGCCCCUGGAACGGAGGGUGUACAUUAGACAUUUUGGACAUUUCUUCUUCUCCCCCACAAAACUAUAUCCACUUAUUCCGCUGAAAGAAAUGGACAGCCAAGCAGUUGCCUAUGCCUAGAUGAUUAGGUGUGGAAAUUUCAUCAAUCUAGAGAGAGGCAGAGGAAGAUCACGCGAGAUCAAAUCAUUUUCUGUUAGACUUUCUUGGACUGGGUUUAUUUUAUUGGAGGAAAAAUAAUUUAAAGUUUAGGUGUUUGUUUAUUGCAGAUCAAUGGGCUUAGGAAAUGAGGUGCAGAAGAUUCUAAGCUGGACAUCUGUGUGUGGUAACCUUGUGCUUCAUUUGGUCUGGCUCAUCUUACACUUGAUCAUCAAUGUUUGGUACUCUGUAUUAGGCAUAGCUCGUAUGGUUGAGAAUACCCUUAUUUCUAGUGGGCUGCUAAAGAGUUACAAUGCCGUUAACAUUAGUAAAGUGCGCUAUCUGGCUGUUGUGAUUGACAGUGAAGAAGCUCGUGAAACUUCAAAAGUUCUUGAAUUAUUGUGUUGGCUUGCGUCUGUUGGUUUAAAAAGCAUCUGUCUCUAUGAUCGAGAAGGAGUGCUGAAAAAGUCCCAGACAGCUAUUAUUGAAGGACUGAACAAGUCCCAGAAAGCCAUUGUUGAAGGAUCGGAUCAUGGGACUUUGGUUGAGAAGCAUGUAGACCUGGAAUUUGUCUCUUUUGCUGAUUCAAAACCUGCAGUGGCCAAAGCAGCUAAUUUACUCUUUGCCAAGCAUUAUGCUAGCACAAAACCAGAAAAGCCGAAUUUUACAGAGUCUGACAUGUCUGAGGCGCUACAAGCUGUAGGUUAUGGGGGACCAGAGCCUGAUCUUUUAUUCGUCUAUGGUCCUGUGAGAUGUCACAUGGGUUUCCCAGCAUGGAGAAUCCGGUACACUGAGAUCGUACAUAUGGGGACCUUGAAGUCCAUGGAAUUUGGUUCCCUCUUAAAAGCCAUCCACAAAUUCACAAAGGUGCAUCAAAACUAUGGCCAAUGAACAGUUGCAGGUGGAGUGAUUUUUCUUAUGCAACAACAUUGUUACACUUCUCAGCACUAACAACACACAGUCAGCAACAUCUUAUAUAUUUGUACUGUUCCAAGAUUUCAUACAAAACAAAAUCUAGUGUUAAAUUUUUAACAAGUACCACUGUUUUGACUAUUAUUUUGCACAUUUGUUAUAUAGCUAGUUAGAGAUACCUCCUCUUAUGAAAAAUUAUAGGAGCUUGUGAUGGUGUAUUAGUGAAUUGGACGCAAAGUUGUGUUGAGGACAGUAAUAACUUACUUAAUUGGUUGACAACUUAAACUUUUGUUU